ACAAGGCUGCGCGCCGGCCGACGCGGCCGGCUCGGGAGCCCUUUGUGAGGGCGGUGGGCUGCGCGGGUCCGCGGCGCCAUGAGCGGCUCGGGCGGGGCGGCCUCGGCCUCCGUCGGCUCCGCGCCGCCCGCGGAGGAGGAGGGCAUGACGUGGUGGUACCGCUGGCUGUGCCGUCUGUCGGGGGUGCUGGGGGCCGUGUCCUGCGCCAUCUCCGGCCUCUUCAGCUGCAUCACCAUCCACCCUCUGAACAUCGCGGCCGGCGUGUGGAUGAUCACCAACGCCUUCGUCCUGCUGCUCUGCGAGGCGCCCUUCUGCUGCUCCUUCGUCGAGUUCGCCAACACGGUGGCCGCGAAGGUGGACCGGCUGCGCUCCUGGCAGAAGGCUGUCUUCUACUGCGGGAUGGCCGUCGUCCCCAUCAUCAUCAGCCUGACCCUGACCACGCUGCUGGGCAACGCCAUCGCCUUCGCCACCGGCGUGCUGUACGGGCUCUCCGCCCUGGGCAAAAAGGGGGACGCCAUCUCCUAUGCCCGGAUCCAGCAGCAGAAGCAGCAGGCGGACGAGGAAAAGCUGGCAGAGACCCUGGAGGGGGAGCUGUGAUGCGUGACACGGCUCUGGGCCCGCCGCAGGGUUCCGUGUGAGCGCGCUCGGGGCCGGGCCUGCGGCGGGACCUGAGGGCAGCCUGGAAGAGGACCUUUUGCCUGGCGCCCACCACCUUCUCUGCCCGCCCCCAGCCUGGACCCCUCCGGCCUGCCCGUCUCUCGGCCCCGAGCUGGCUCCGAGCUGCCGGGGCGAGGACUCCGAGGGCCCUGGCCAGCAGUGAGGAGAUGGGCAGCGUGAGCCACAGGCGGCCUGGGCCGCAGGACUCGAGGCAGCGGGCAGCAGCUCUGCACCGGCAGCCUCCUGGACCCUGACCGCCUGGCGUGGCUGGGGACAGACCUCGGGCGCGCCCCCAGACUUCCGCAGCGGGCGGGGUCUGGGGCCCCACCGAAAGCCCGGGAGGAGCUUCCCCGGGGACUCGGGGCCUCAGCCAGAGCGUGCCUCCUCCAGGCCGAGCCACCUGGGCCCUCCUCUGGCCCCCUGCCGUCGGGGCCCAGCAGUGUCCUGAGGACUGUGUGUUGUGGCCUCGUGUGGCCCCUCGGGGAGGGGGGGAAUUCUGUGCUCUGUGGGCGCCCCCCAGCGCUCCCACGAGGCUCCUGCAGCCCCUGGACCAGCAUCCCCAGCAGCGGCCGGAGCACUGGGUGGGGGCGUCCCCUCCUGCUUUGGGACACUGGUGAGGGCCAGCCCCCGCCCCCCCGUGCCCCAGCCCUGGCCAGGAGCAGGGAGCUUGACCCACCGCGGGUGCUCCCACCGGCUGCUGGCCCGCCCCAGCCUCCGGACAGCCGGGCAGACUGCUGUCCGCACUGCCCCAGGCGCCAUGCGGGGGGUGGGGUGAGGGGGCUGGGGGCGGGGCAGGGACUGUGCAGAGCUGGCGCAGGCCGGGGCGGCCCCCUUGGGGCCUGUGCCUUCGUCUCCCCCAGGCUCCUUCCACACCUGUCCUUCCCUUCUGCCCGCUGGCCGCUCUGACCGCCAGGCUGGCCCUCGGCCGGUGGGCACGUCUGAUAGGGCCCAGCUGAGGCUGGCAGCGCCAGGCAGAAAUGGGCCCAGCACCUGCUCCCCCCACCCCAGGGUGCAGGGCCCCCGGUGGGGCUCAGUCCCAGGGCAGCGCCCGAGGCACGGCUUCCCUGUCGGGCCUUUGGUGCCCACUGGCGGCUGCGGUCCUCGGGCGCUGCCCUGGCGGGGGGCAUCAGUGGGUCCUGGUCAGCAGCAGCCACCCGGGGAGCUGCCCGGGCCGAGCCCAGAGCCCUGUGGUGUGGCCAGGGCGGCAGGACACGUGUCCUCGGGGGUCCUCUGGGGCUGAGGGCCGUGUGUGCGUGGCGUGGCGUGUGUGUCUCCUCCCGCGUGUGCUGUGACCAGGACCUGUCUACCUCCCGGGGGCGGGGCCUGCUGCCCUCUCGGCUCCUUCUUGCCCAGGACGCAGGCUCAGGGCCACCCCUGCUGGUCCUCCUGCCCCUGCCCCAGGGGACUUGCUGAUCAGUGUCCCCGCUGCAGGGGCGGGGCUGGGUGUGUGCGACAGAAGGCCCACUCCCCGCCCCGUGAGGACGUGGGGCAGGUGCUGGGCGGGCCGCUCGCCCGAGGUGCCCGGUCUGUCUGACGGGCCCUGUCCCGCAGUGGCCGACCCUGCCUCUCAGCGGCAGUCCCGCCUUGCAGGGAACACUGUCCCGGUGGCUGAGGGGACAGGCCACCAGGGCCACUCCCGCCUCCCCGCGUCUGGACUCCCUGGUUCCGGUCCCCGUUUGCCCUGUGUUUACCUUGACUCUUGAGCAAUAAAGCCCAGGGGCAGUUUGUACG
Messenger RNA from Phyllostomus discolor (pale spear-nosed bat), 2388 nucleotides. It is a transcript of the gene CACFD1, whose product is annotated as calcium channel flower domain containing 1. The record is from RefSeq and is a predicted model, not a curated record. NCBI's taxonomy places the organism in Eukaryota, Metazoa, Chordata, Mammalia, Chiroptera, Phyllostomidae. The transcript is spliced from 5 exons. The coding region runs from base 79 to 597 and encodes 172 amino acids. Gene Ontology annotation, cellular component: membrane. Gene Ontology annotation, biological process: vesicle-mediated transport.